Molecule: messenger RNA, 1940 nt
Organism: Pisolithus orientalis
Lineage: Eukaryota; Fungi; Basidiomycota; Agaricomycetes; Boletales; Pisolithaceae
Exons: 9
Coding region: 192-1805 (537 amino acids)
Source: RefSeq, a predicted model, not a curated record
UGAUGAUCCGUUUGCUGAUCCAAGACCGGCGGUGCGACCUCAACAGCAGACGGUAAUCCCGGCACAAGCCGUUGCUGCCGUGUCCCCCGCUGAGACCAUCCAUGUACCAGAUUCGUUCGAUCCUCGUUCGCCAAGGGAUGAUGCGAUGGUUCCGGCCGCGGAACCUGCUGCGAUAGCCCUCCCACUCAUGCAUGAAGUCAUAUCCUCGCAGUGAACCUUCUCGUCAACCUUCUGGAUAUAAUCUCGGCGCAGGCGGAAACGAUUCAAUGGAUUACUUUGGAAGAAGUCAGGACGAACGUCGUCCUCUUCUUAAUUCACGUCCAUCCACACCCCCAAUUAUCACCACUUUCCUGGGGCACAUGGCGUCCGACUCGGUCGCGCAAUCAUACCGUGCCUCUAGGGCUGCGCACCCACCAGCAGUCGCACAGCCCACACCCCAAUGGGCACGACCAGCUCGAUUUGAUGUCAACGGCUCAGCUCGAAAUAACUACGAUUACGGUUCUGUGAGACGACCUUACGCGGAUAGCGGGUGGUUCGAAUAUGUGCUACCUCAUGGGAUUCGGUAUUUCGGAAACCCCGAAAAACGCGCUACGACAGAUUUGGAUCUGAGGAGUCACGCAAGGUUAGAGGAGGUGGAGAGAGUUAUGGAGAGUGCCAUGGAAAACGUGGCCGACCGACAAGUUCCAGACGGGUGUGAGAUGUGGAUUCGGAGGAGUCACAAGGUGUCGGCGUGGAGUAGAAAGAAGGGCGUAGCUAUGGGAGACUUGGUCGUAUUUUGGGUAGAUCAUAGGUAUAGGCGGAUUCUGACUGACGCACCCACCGAUGAUGGGGGAGUUUCGGGAGAGGAUGACCGCCUGGACGACGAGUACAGGUACUGGUCCUAUGUCGAAAUGCAUCCUGCCCAUGUCGUUCUCUCUCAAGGGUCCCGGCAGGAGGCUGCGGACGCACUGCAUUGGUCCUAUACAGAUCGGCUGCUCGCCCAUCCCCAACCGAUUCAGCCGCCUUUUAGUCAGGAGGAGUGUCAGGAACUGUUGAGACUACUCAAUGAUCCGAGUCAACAAUCCACUCUUUCGUACACACGCAUGGUUGCCCGUGUUCUUCUACGUGCCGCUCACUGGCGUCAGGUCAAUUUCAGGCCGCACAAACCCCUCCCGCGAGACAUUAUCGCCGCACACACAUCAAGGCAGACCCCAAUGCUACGCACGGCGGUCGAGAUAUUGAUCAGUAUACUGUGCCUUGGCAUCCCAUUCUUGUUCGUGGAUCGAGCGAGAUAUAGUGGCCAUUUUGAUGUGGAGGGGAAUGCAAGCACACAGAGUAGUGCGCCGCUGUUUGUUGUCGGUGCUUGUACCUGUCUCGUGUCUGCAAUUAUCCUCAGCGCCUCUGUCACGCUUAUCUCGUUCCCGGGGCUGGAUGGUAUCGCACGCAUUGGAGGUCUGGUUGCCAUUUCAUGCUCCGUUCUGAGCAUGGUCACAUCUUUCCUGUCUAUUUUCCGGUAUAAAGCAGAGAUGACGCAGGGCUCUGCAGCUGUUCAUCAUGCUGCUGCUGCUGCCCGUGAAGGAUUCGUAUUUCUUCCUCGCCGAAGCAUUCUGCUUUCCCUUCCGCUAGUUUUUCUCACGUAUUCCGUGGCUGGGUUCAUCACUGGCGUCGUCGUCUACUCUUUCCGAACUGCGACAAUCAACCUCGCGCAUGCUGGUAUGCCGUCUGUUGCUAUCAAGUUUGACGAGUAUGCCAGGUGGAUGGUGGUAGGCGUACUUGGGGCAUUGACGGGUGUGUUGAUCGCUUCUGCCGUGGUGUCUAGGAGAUAAAGAUUGGUCGUAACUGUUUGUAUCGGGUUUUGAUCAAAGCUGGUGUAUGUGAUUCAGUAGGUUUACUGCGAGUGUGGUGUACGUGUGUGUGGGAUUUGUACUUUAUUGUCACCAUCUUCAUUCUUCCACCGAAUA